AUGGAAAGGAUGAGUGACUCUGCAGAUAAGCCCAUUGACAAUGAUGCAGAAAGGGUCUGGAGCCCCGACAUUGAGCAGUGCUUUCAGGAAGCCUUGGCUAUGUGUCCACCAUGUGGGAGGAGGAAAAUCAUCUUAUCAGGUGAAGGCAAGAUGUAUGGUAGGAAUGAAUUGAUAGCCAGAUACAUCAGACCCAUGACUGGGAAAACGAGGACCAGAAAACAGGUGUCUAGUCAUAUACAGGUUCUUGCCAGAAGAAAAUCUUGUGAUUUUCAUUCCAAGCUAAAGGAUCAGACUGCAAAGGAUAAGGCUCUGCAGCACAUGGCCGCCAUGUCGUCAGCCCAGAUCGUAUCAGCCACUGCCAUUCACAGCAAGCUGGGGCUGCCAGGGAUUCCACACCCCACCUUCCCAGGGGCGUCGGGGUUCUGGCCGGGAAUGAUACAAAUAGGACAGCCUGGAUCCUUACAAGACGUCAAGCCCUUCGUGCAGCAGGCGUACCCCAUCCAGCCAGCGGUCACAGCCCCCAUUCCAGGGUUUGAGCCUGCGUCAGCCCCAGCUCCCUUGGUACCGGCCUGGCAGGGCCGCUCCAUUGGCACAACCAAACUCCGCCUGGUGGAGUUCUCAGCUUUCCUCAAACAGCAGCAAGACCCAAACUUGGCUGAUUUAAACUGCAGUAUUCAAGAUGAUGCCGGGGCUUUUUACAGCGUGACCAGUCAGUAUGAGAGUUCUGAGAAUAUGACAGUCACCUGUUCCACCAAAGUUUGCUUCUUUGGGAAGCAAGUAGUAGAAAAAGUAGAGACGGAAUAUGCAAGGUUUGAGAAUGGCCGAUUUGUAUACCAAACAAACCGGUCCCUGAUGUGUGAAUAUAUGAUCAGUUUCAUCCACAAGCUCAAACACUUACCAGAGAAAUAUAUGAUGAACAGUGUUUUGAAAAACUUCACAGUUUUAUUGGUGGUAACAAACAGGGAUACACAAGAAACUCUCCUGUGCAUGGCCUGUGUAUUUGAAGUUUCAAAUAGUGAACAUGGAGCACAGCAUCACAUUUACAGGCUUGUAAAUGACUAG
Lipotes vexillifer (Yangtze River dolphin) is the source of this 1062-nucleotide messenger RNA. RefSeq names its product transcriptional enhancer factor TEF-1-like. NCBI's taxonomy places the organism in Eukaryota, Metazoa, Chordata, Mammalia, Artiodactyla, Lipotidae. Gene Ontology annotation, molecular function: DNA-binding transcription factor activity, RNA polymerase II-specific; RNA polymerase II cis-regulatory region sequence-specific DNA binding. The record is from RefSeq and is a predicted model, not a curated record. The transcript has 3 exons. Gene Ontology annotation, biological process: hippo signaling; embryonic organ development; regulation of transcription by RNA polymerase II. The coding region runs from base 1 to 1062 and encodes 353 amino acids. Gene Ontology annotation, cellular component: transcription regulator complex.